This is a messenger RNA of Podospora pseudopauciseta, 2146 nucleotides long. RefSeq lists its product as uncharacterized. The record is from RefSeq and is a predicted model, not a curated record. Lineage: Eukaryota; Fungi; Ascomycota; Sordariomycetes; Sordariales; Podosporaceae. The transcript has 2 exons. Bases 1238 to 1966 code for a protein of 242 amino acids.
CAGAGCUGAUACCCCACCCUUCCGCAAUCUUCAACGGCGAACCGUGGCACAUCGCCAAAGCUUCAUCAGCAACAGCCUGUUCUGAGGCUGGAUAGCUCCCGUUUGUUUGGUUAGCUCAGGUGUACAAGAAGCACACCGGUAGCCUCGUUUUUGUUCACCUGGUCCAAUCGGUCCGCCGGCCGUCUCAGCCGCCAACUAUGCCAAACCGACGGUCGGUGUACCCGGCUUAUCACGGAUGCCGGAGGAGCCAGCAGCAUUUUCUCCCUGGGACGGUUUUCUGACUGUCUGUUCUGUCCCAAAGACCACCGAUGCCAUGUGCGCCACAGGGGCUCCUCGCCUCUUUUUCCCCAGUUCUUCGCCUUAUCCAAUCCCUCGGUAUGCAAGCCGUCAACCAUGGACCUGUUCUGACCAGGGUUCGCCUGCUGGUGAACGUGGUCGUGACAGACCCUGCAGCGUGAUUCGUGCAAGCCUCACCGCGAAACAUGUCUCUUGUUGGGGAUCAAAAUCCCAGAAGAUGGGGGGCCAAGCACAGACUGGACUCUGGCACUCUGCAGCUGCGGCCGCUCUUAUUUUCCCACAGACAUUCGUGAUCGACUGCGCCGCGUGCUGAGCUAAGAUUACCUCUGCCAAGUUCAUGUGGCUCACCACCGAGGUUAUCGAAAUGGGCCACAUUAGUCGAUCAGCCACGGAAACCUCUACCUUCUAAACCCCUGCUGGUCUCUUGUUUGGCCAGAUGUUCAACACUGAAGCGUAUAUCACACGACUUCUCGAGUCGGAGUUUAUCUCACAUUUCUCACCCCAAAGUAUUUCAAUUUUGCCACGCCUUGCUGAGAUGUAUUCAGAUCAGGAAUAUGGGAUGCUUACCAGAAGUUUGAUUUGCAAAACGAUGUCGAUGAUUUUCCCGUUGCAUUAUGCGGAGGUCGACAGGAAGGAUGACAGUUGAGGCAGAAGACACGGUAUAAUAAGGAACCCGAGAUCCCAAUUGUGUCUCCGGAUUCUGUCUGUUCUGUCAAACGCUCGCUACUGCUUUCCUGCUCACUUCUGCUCUUUUCUUCAGGCGCUAGACGCUCACCUUUCUUUCUUUGUUGACGAUAAGUUUACAUUCCUUCUUGAUCUGCUGGAUAGAUCUCUUUCACUUGUUCCGUCAGCUUUCAAUUUUCUUGGUCGUGGAGAUACUUCUCGGUUCGGCGCUGUUCACUUCUUUUCAAAUCAUAUAGAUUUUGACGACACAUCCAAGAUGGUCAACAAGAAGGUGGCCUUGACAAUAGCUCUCACAGCAGCAGCAACCGUGUCCGCCUCGCCUCUCGUGGUCCGACCAAUCCCCACACCGACAACUGCCUCAGCCCCGGCUGCCAACUCAACUCUAACACCUCCCGCCACUUCAGCAGGCAACGCUACCGCUCCACCGGCUCAGAUCACCAACCCAGCCGAAGCGGGGGCGGGAGCAGAAGCUGGCCAACCCGGCAACAUCAUCGACGCUGUCAACGCUCUCGUGUCCCAAGUGAAAGGCAUCCUCGGACCUCUUUCUGCAGCUGCAGCAGCAGCCGACAGUGCAGAUGCCGCAGGAGAGACGACCAUAACCGCAACUGUAACGGAGACAGCAAAGGCUACUGGCGGUGCCGGGGCAGGUGUUGGAGUGAUAAUGAAGCCCGCCAAUGGGACCGAAGCUGCUACCUCCGCGGCCGGUGAGACCGAGGCAUCCCCGACUGCACCACCGGUGGCUGGUGCGCCUGCAGACGCUCCAGCUGAUGAGGCUAAAGACGGUGAAGCUGCCGCACCCCCUGCUGCGGGAAAGUCGGAUCCUGUCUCGUCUGUAACCUCUGCCGCCGCCACUGCCACGUCCGAGGCUGUGGCCGUCUCUUCCCCUGCGCGGAACGGAACGGAUUCUGCUGGCACCGGACGGAAUAGUGAUGCCGGGGCUGAGGAGGAGAGCGAUCCGACGAUUGUUAUCAUUGUUACUCAGUAAAUGGGUGAGAUAACGUAUUGUCAGUUGUUGAUAUCAUUGUUAAGAAAGGCAGUUGUGACUAACUAUGGUUAUAUUGAGCUAGUUUCUGCCGUCGACACCUUCACAAAAGUUUUGGUUUACGGAUUUGCCUUUGAAGUUAGAGUAGAGAGAAAACCUGAUAAUCUAAUAUCUAUGUGGACA